This is a messenger RNA of Cygnus olor (mute swan), 960 nucleotides long. RefSeq lists its product as uncharacterized. The transcript has 3 exons. Lineage: Eukaryota; Metazoa; Chordata; Aves; Anseriformes; Anatidae. The record is from RefSeq and is a predicted model, not a curated record. Bases 157 to 960 code for a protein of 267 amino acids.
GCUCAGGGUCCGGCUCUGGCUGGGGAGGCUCAGGGCGCUCCGCUCUCCCGUGGCACAGAGCCGGCGGGACGUGGCUCCUGGAGGCAGCGUCAGGGCGACGGGAGCAGCUCCAGCUCUGUCUGCACCGAGGACUUGGCUGCCGCAUUUUGGGAGGGCAUGGUGGAGCACGCAGUGUUCUCCGAGGGGGAGGAGGAUGAGGCCCUCUCUUUCCCUACCAAGGACGAUGGCGAUGGGCAGGAUGCGUCCCUCUCCGUGAGACCAGGCUGUCCCUGGCGGGACACGUCCCCAUGGCUGACGAGGAGGGAGAGCCUGGAGUCCCUGGGAGUGAGGAUUUCCACGCUGAGCCAGAUCAGUGCUGGGACAGCCCGAGGGGGUCCCUGCCCAGCCCCCUCUGAGGGGGACACGGGGCAUCCCUGGAGACCCCCAGGCAGCUUGGCCAGCAGGAGUGGGGCCGGGACCGGGGGACGCCCCAGGAGCAAGCCCACGGAGACCAGACAUCAGCAGCCAGCAGCUGUCCGGGGGUGGCAAGGAAGGGACGCCGCCCUCACAGUGGAGAAGGAAGGAGGUGGCAGCAGGCAGAGGGGAGCUCGCUGCUCAUCUCACCGUACUGAGGCAGCAGCGGGACCCUCCGGCAGAUGCAGCCCCCACUCCAAGGUGCCGAGCUUCGUGUCCUGCCCAGGCGGAGUGACCCAGCCCCAGUGGCAGUGCGGGAGGCUGGCAGCUGUCCUGUCCCACAAGCUGGUGUCGCUGCGCAGGGCCCUGCGGAGGAGUCAGGAGAGGACGCAAGAGCUGGGAGCUGGUGCUCGGGGGACCUGGAGAGAAGGGGAAAGAGGCAGGUGUGCUGCAGCCCUCAGGGAUUCAUCCUGCUCUGAGGCUGGAGCCACAGCCCUGAGGAUGGGGCUGAAACCCCAAAGGGUCCCAUGGGUGGGCUCCGGGGUGUCCCGGUGGGAACAUGGGUGA